Molecule: messenger RNA, 11531 nt
Organism: Pan troglodytes (chimpanzee)
Lineage: Eukaryota; Metazoa; Chordata; Mammalia; Primates; Hominidae
Gene: NSD3
Product: nuclear receptor binding SET domain protein 3
Exons: 24
Coding region: 1253-5593 (1446 amino acids)
Cellular component (GO): nucleus
Molecular function (GO): histone methyltransferase activity
Source: RefSeq, a predicted model, not a curated record
GGGCCGCAGCAGAGCAGGAAGAGGCGCGCGGGGCCGGCGCCUGCUGGGGAGGUCGAGGCGCUCCCUCGGCGAGCCGGCGCCGCCGGCCGGGCCUCCUACUGCUUGCAACCGGGGGAGGGGGACCAUCCGACAACUCAGCCAGGGCUGAGAGGGAGACGACGCCAAGGCGGUCUUGCAUCGCCCCCGGCUUUCCAAAUGCAGACCCUACUGGAACCGGAGCCCUUCCCUGACAGCCGUAGGACGGGAGACGGCCGAGGGGUCGCCUGGACUGCCCCGCCCUCGCGCGGUCACCCACCGGGGACCGUGCGAGGGUCGCUUCUAACCCUUAGGAGCUAGAGAGCCGAGUCACCCUGAGGAGCGCCGUAUGGCGCUGGUUGCGCGUUGUUCUUUAAUCAGCCUCACUGAACGCGCCGAGCCCAGUUUUACCUCCCGGGCCCCACCUUUCCACGCCUCCUCCGGCUUCCCGGGGUGUUUUGUGUGUCACUCUCCCACGUACAGUCCCUCCCCGUCCCUCGUCCCUCGGCUCUCUCGCCCCGUCUCCCUAGUCGUCCAGACGCUAGCUGCCGCGGGCGUUCCUGGUUCGCGCUCCCGCCCCCUCCGCCCCGCUGACUCGCCGCUUCCUCCGGAGCCCCAGCGUCCCGAACCCGGGACUGCAUUUCCCGGCAGGCGCCGCGGCCCGCGGCCAAUGAGGGGCUGAGGAUUUGGCGGCGGCGGCGCCCCGAGAGUCGGGGUGGGGGGGCUUUGUGCGCGGCGGCGGCGGGAGAGGCGGCGGCGGCGGCCAGCACGGAGGCGGAGGCCGAGGGGGCUGUGCACAGGUCGCCGCGGAGAGGCGUGCGAAUUCCGAGCCGAGCGCCGAGGACCGUGCUACCCAGGCCGGGCUGCCAGCCGCAGGCUCCUCUCUGGCAGCAGCGGCGGCGCGGCGACCCCCGUCCCUCGGCCUCCCCUUCCCAUCCCACCUCCCGAGCCUUCCUCUUCCCGCAGCACGCCCGGCCCGGCCCGGCCGUGGCCCUCCUCAGUGCCGGCCGCCAUGGCAGAGGCGUCCGGCGCGGGGAAAAUCUAGCCCGGGGAUUUCAUGCGGCCUAGCUCGGUUCCGCCUCCUCCCCGCGCGGCCCCAGCGGCUGCCCGCACCCCAGCCCCACUCCGGGCCUCCGUGUCUCUCCUGUGAUCGCACUGACACGGCCGGGGGGUUAGAAUGGAACAAACUGAAGGCCCGAUGAGAGAAAGGGAAAGUUAAGGAUGCUGGAGCAGAACAAUGGAUUUCUCUUUCUCUUUCAUGCAAGGGAUCAUGGGAAACACAAUUCAGCAACCACCUCAACUCAUUGACUCCGCCAACAUCCGUCAGGAGGAUGCCUUUGAUAACAACAGUGACAUUGCUGAAGAUGGUGGCCAGACACCAUAUGAAGCUACUUUGCAGCAAGGCUUUCAGUACCCAGCUACAACAGAAGAUCUUCCUCAACUCACAAAUGGGUAUCCAUCAUCAAUCAGUGUGUAUGAAACUCAAACCAAAUACCAGUCAUAUAAUCAGUAUCCUAAUGGGUCAGCCAAUGGCUUUGGUGCAGUUAGAAACUUUAGCCCCACUGACUAUUAUCAUUCAGAAAUUCCAAACACAAGACCACAUGAAAUUCUGGAAAAACCUUCCCCUCCACAGCCACCACCUCCUCCUUCGGUACCACAAACUGUGAUUCCAAAGAAGACUGGCUCACCUGAAAUUAAACUAAAAAUAACCAAAACUAUCCAGAAUGGCAGGGAAUUGUUUGAGUCUUCCCUUUGUGGAGACCUUUUAAAUGAAGUACAGGCAAGUGAGCACACGAAAUCAAAGCAUGAAAGCAGAAAAGAAAAGAGGAAAAAAAGCAACAAGCAUGACUCAUCAAGAUCUGAAGAGCGCAAGUCACACAAAAUCCCCAAAUUAGAACCAGAGGAACAAAAUAGACCAAAUGAGAGGGUUGACACUGUAUCAGAAAAACCAAGGGAAGAACCAGUACUAAAAGAGGAAGCCCCAGUUCAGCCAAUACUAUCUUCUGUUCCAACAACGGAAGUGUCCACUGGUGUUAAGUUUCAGGUUGGCGAUCUUGUGUGGUCCAAGGUGGGAACCUAUCCUUGGUGGCCUUGUAUGGUUUCAAGUGAUCCCCAGCUUGAGGUUCAUACUAAAAUUAACACAAGAGGUGCCCGAGAAUAUCAUGUCCAGUUUUUUAGCAACCAGCCAGAGAGGGCGUGGGUUCAUGAAAAACGGGUACGAGAGUAUAAAGGUCAUAAACAGUAUGAAGAAUUACUGGCUGAGGCAACCAAACAAGCCAGCAAUCACUCUGAGAAACAAAAGAUUCGGAAACCCCGACCUCAGAGAGAACGUGCUCAGUGGGAUAUUGGCAUUGCCCAUGCAGAGAAAGCAUUGAAAAUGACUCGAGAAGAAAGAAUAGAACAGUAUACUUUUAUUUACAUUGAUAAACAGCCUGAAGAGGCUUUAUCCCAAGCAAAAAAGAAUGUUGCCUCCAAAACCGAAGUUAAAAAAACCCGACGACCAAGAUCUGUGCUGAAUACUCAGCCAGAACAGACCAAUGCAGGGGAGGUGGCCUCCUCACUCUCAAGUACUGAAAUUCGGAGACAUAGCCAGAGGCGGCACACAAGUGCGGAAGAGGAAGAGCCACCGCCUGUUAAAAUAGCCUGGAAAACUGCGGCAGCAAGGAAAUCCUUACCAGCUUCCAUUACGAUGCACAAAGGGAGCCUGGAUUUGCAGAAGUGUAACAUGUCUCCAGUUGUGAAAAUUGAACAAGUGUUUGCUCUUCAGAAUGCUACAGGGGAUGGGAAAUUUAUCGAUCAAUUUGUUUAUUCAACAAAGGGAAUUGGUAACAAAACAGAAAUAAGUGUCAGGGGGCAAGACAGGCUUAUAAUUUCUACACCAAACCAGAGAAAUGAAAAGCCAACGCAGAGUGUAUCAUCUCCUGAAGCAACAUCUGGUUCUACAGGCUCAGUAGAAAAGAAGCAACAGAGAAGAUCAAUUAGAACUCGUUCUGAAUCAGAGAAAUCCACUGAGGUUGUGCCAAAGAAGAAGAUCAAAAAGGAGCAGGUUGAAACAGUUCCUCAGGCUACAGUGAAGACUGGAUUACAGAAAGGUGCCAGCGAGAUUUCAGAUUCCUGUAAACCUCUAAAGAAAAGGAGUCGCGCCUCAACUGAUGUAGAAAUGACUAGUUCAGCAUACAGAGACACAUCUGACUCCGAUUCUAGAGGACUGAGUGACCUGCAGGUAGGCUUUGGAAAGCAAGUAGAUAGCCCUUCAGCUACUGCAGAUGCAGACGUUUCUGAUGUGCAGUCCAUGGAUUCAAGUUUGUCGAGAAGAGGCACUGGAAUGAGUAAGAAGGACACUGUAUGUCAGAUUUGUGAAAGCUCUGGUGACUCUCUGAUUGCUUGUGAGGGAGAGUGCUGCAAACACUUUCACCUGGAGUGCCUGGGAUUGACAUCACUUCCUGAUAGCAAGUUCAUCUGCAUGGAAUGUAAAACUGGGCAGCACCCAUGUUUUUCGUGUAAAGUGUCUGGUAAAGAUGUGAAGCGUUGUUCUGUUGGUGCUUGUGGGAAAUUUUAUCAUGAAGCCUGUGUCCGCAAAUUCCCCACUGCCAUCUUUGAAUCAAAAGGAUUCCGCUGUCCUCAGCACUGCUGCUCUGCCUGCUCUAUGGAGAAAGAUAUCCACAAAGCAAGUAAAGGCCGCAUGAUGAGAUGUUUAAGAUGUCCAGUUGCCUAUCACUCUGGAGAUGCUUGCAUUGCGGCUGGAAGCAUGUUAGUAUCCUCCUACAUUCUCAUCUGUAGUAAUCAUUCCAAACGGAGCAGUAAUUCUUCUGCUGUAAAUGUAGGCUUUUGUUUCGUUUGUGCCAGAGGGCUGAUAGUUCAGGACCAUUCAGACCCCAUGUUCAGUUCAUAUGCCUAUAAGUCCCACUACCUACUGAAUGAAUCAAAUCGUGCUGAGUUGAUGAAAUUACCUAUGAUUCCUUCUUCGUCAGCUUCCAAAAAGAAAUGUGAGAAAGUUAUUAAGACUGUUUAUUUGUUUCAAGGUGGAAGAUUGCUCUGCUGUGAAUCGUGCCCAGCUUCCUUCCACCCGGAAUGCCUAAGCAUAGAAAUGCCAGAAGGCUGCUGGAAUUGUAAUGACUGUAAAGCUGGCAAGAAACUACAUUACAAGCAGAUUGUUUGGGUCAAAUUGGGAAAUUACAGAUGGUGGCCAGCAGAGAUCUGCAACCCCAGGUCUGUGCCACUGAACAUCCAGGGCCUUAAACAUGACUUGGGGGACUUCCCUGUAUUCUUCUUUGGUUCUCAUGACUACUACUGGGUACACCAGGGCAGAGUGUUCCCUUAUGUUGAAGGAGACAAAAGCUUUGCUGAGGGGCAGACUAGUAUUAACAAGACCUUCAAAAAGGCACUGGAAGAAGCUGCAAAACGUUUCCAGGAAUUGAAAGCACAAAGAGAAAGUAAAGAAGCCCUAGAGAUUGAAAAAAACUCAAGAAAACCCCCUCCCUACAAACACAUCAAAGCUAACAAAGUAAUAGGAAAGGUGCAGAUCCAGGUUGCUGACCUGUCAGAGAUUCCCCGCUGUAACUGCAAGCCAGCUGAUGAAAACCCUUGUGGCUUGGAAUCGGAGUGCCUGAACAGAAUGUUGCAGUAUGAAUGCCACCCGCAGGUGUGCCCAGCUGGAGAUCGUUGUCAGAACCAGUGCUUUACAAAGAGACUAUACCCUGAUGCAGAGAUCAUCAAAACGGAGCGGAGAGGCUGGGGCCUCAGGACCAAAAGGAGCAUUAAGAAGGGUGAAUUUGUAAAUGAAUACGUCGGUGAAUUAAUUGAUGAAGAAGAAUGCAGAUUGCGAAUCAAGCGAGCCCACGAGAACAGUGUAACUAAUUUUUAUAUGUUAACUGUUACCAAGGACCGUAUAAUUGAUGCUGGCCCAAAAGGAAAUUAUUCUCGCUUCAUGAACCACAGUUGUAAUCCCAACUGUGAAACACAAAAGUGGACAGUGAAUGGAGAUGUUCGAGUGGGACUAUUUGCUCUCUGUGAUAUUCCUGCAGGGAUGGAGUUAACAUUUAAUUAUAACCUAGAUUGUCUGGGCAACGGCAGAACGGAGUGCCACUGUGGGGCAGAUAACUGCAGUGGUUUUCUAGGAGUGCGGCCAAAGUCGGCAUGUGCGUCAACAAAUGAAGAGAAGGCAAAAAAUGCUAAGUUAAAACAGAAGAGACGAAAGAUCAAAACAGAACCAAAGCAGAUGCAUGAAGAUUACUGUUUUCAAUGUGGAGAUGGUGGAGAGCUGGUCAUGUGUGACAAAAAAGACUGUCCCAAAGCAUACCACCUCCUAUGCCUUAACCUGACUCAGCCACCAUAUGGAAAGUGGGAGUGUCCGUGGCAUCAGUGCGAUGAGUGCAGCAGUGCAGCUGUUUCCUUCUGUGAAUUCUGUCCACAUUCAUUUUGUAAAGAUCAUGAAAAGGGGGCCCUGGUUCCCUCUGCACUGGAAGGCCGCCUCUGCUGCUCGGAACAUGACCCCAUGGCUCCUGUGUCACCAGAAUACUGGAGCAAGAUAAAAUGUAAAUGGGAAUCACAAGAUCAUGGAGAAGAAGUAAAAGAAUAAAUGUGUGGUGUCCCCUCCUUUCUAUUUAAGUGAAAAAAGCAAAUAGAUCAUGCAUUUAAAAAGAAGAGACUGCUACAGUGCAUACAGCCUUUGCCAUCGGAACUGCCUUAUUAAAGCAAAAAUGGGAAACCAGUUCAUGCAGGCAGAAGCAGUUGGUGGUGUCUGGUUUUUGUUUUGUUUGGUUGGUUUGGGAUUCUUUUGUGGAGGGUUAAAUUCCCUUGGUCUUUUCUUGCCUUUUAUUGUGCUUCAGUGCCAUUGCAGCUUGAAAAAGAAAUGUUUUUGCUGUUAAAAUAAGAACAAAGAGAAAAGUAAGUUUUGUUAAUGAGAUAAAUUUAAAGUCUAAGAUGUGUUCCUUGGUUGUAUAAAGCAAAAGUAGCCAUCAUUCCUUUAUUUAUUUUCAUUUUUAGGAAUUUCAAGAAGUGUAGUUCAAUAGUCUAAUCAAGUGUGUGUGUGUUUUAAGUAGGAAUCUGAGAAAGCCCUCUAGGAAAGGGUAUGAUAAGCUUUAUAUACCUCUUUACUGAGCAGUAGGUAGGCUCACUUCUCUUUCCCUUCAAAAUGCUUUUCAUAGGCUUAGAGAAGGGCUCUAUGGAAGUAUUAAAUCUGGCCUCUUGAAAACAAUGCCUCGGUGGAUUUUACCUCUGUGGUCUUAAACAAGGUGGGCUUUGUACUAUGGUAACUUUACCUAGAAGGGUAUAUGGUGUGUUUCCUUGGUGGAAGGAAAAAAAGGAAUGGAUGUGCUCACUGAUUUUUAAAACGUUUUCCAUUGACACGGAUGGUUUGGGUUUUGGAUGAAGUGCGUUUCUGUGGAUAUGAAGCAUAGUUGGAAUGGUCACUCCUAUUUUCCUGACACUGAUUAAGGCAGCUAAAGGGGGAUGAAGGCAUAAACCAAAAUUUGGAUCAUAUAAGCACCAUUUUCUGUCCAAUUUUAUUGUAGACCCUGGUCUUAAUUGGAGAGAAUUACAGGCAUUUUAUUUUUUGUCUCUGUUUUCCUCUCCUACUCAAACAUUUCUUUUGUCAUCUGACCAUUCAGUCAUGUUUCCUGGUAAAACCACACAAGUGAGUUUGAAUUGUAUUUGAAUAGAUCUUUUUGGUUGAGUUCCUAAUUUGGGGGGUGAAAGUAGUAGGGGCAUCCUCAGGUUACAUGUAAAGAAUUUCUAUUAUUAUCCAGUACUUCAGAUUGUUCCCAUUGAGUAAGGGGAAGAACUUCUACUUUUACAGGGUGCAUAAGAGCCACACAAACACACUUCAUCUUAGGAAGCACUUGGAGAAAACUCCCAAGAAAGUCAGUGUUAGCAAAAAUGGUUGACGGUGAUGCUUGACUCUUAUAGAUGCGAGUAUACCAAGAUGUCUGCUCACCAAACUCACUUGCUUUUAAUGCUUAGGAAUAUGUAUAUUCCAGUAUUCCUUGUAUGAAAAUAAUUAGUAAUGUCAGACAUUGUUGUAACACUGUACUAAGUAGAAGUCUAGGGUUAGCUUGAAUGAAUGUUAACUUUCUCUGUGAAUUUUGACUGCUUACAAUUGCUGGUACCUGGUAGCAUUUAUUUUCCCUCAAGUACCUAGUAACCUUAUGAAGGUAGGGAGGGUAGAUGCUCUACCACAUUCCUUCAGCUGUAUUGAGUGUUCCAUUUGCUUAUCAAUUUAGAGCUCUUCUAUGGAAAGAGGGUGAAAAUCUGUUUUGUGCCUCUUUUUUUUGUAUGUAAAUGUGCAAUUAUACUGGAUUUUCUCUUGUAAAAAACACUACAAUUCUUUUACUGAAGCUCCUAAACUGCCAUUUGCCUGACUCCAGCAAUUAAUUCUGCGGUGACUCAUUGGGCUUCCAGUACUUCUGUUGAUUAGAUAUGGUCCCAAAAGAAAGAGCAAAAUGGAAAAUGCGAUCCAUGUCACCAAAUAUAAUUGCUACAAGUAACAUGAAAUACAGCUCACCAAAACACUAAACUUUGCUCUUGAGCAAUUAUAUAGUUUGAUGUCCUUUUAAAAAAUAAGAAAAGCUAGGUUUUAUCAUACUAAAAUUUUAUUUUGUAUAUGAUGUUUGGUUUUUUAAACUUACUAACAUAAGGAUUUCCUUUAAUAUUCCAAAUACAGUUCUUGUUGAAACAGUAUCCAACAUGAAAUCUUAUCUCCUUGCUUUUAGACUUAGUGCUAUUUACUAUCUAAAGACUUUUCUAUGGUAAGCCAGGGUACAUCCUAUAUACUACAGAUACCUUAGGUUUCAGUAUUUUUAUGCAGCUUCUUCAUUGUGUCACAUUUUGUUUUCAUAUCUGUAACAGAGCUCUGCUGAAAUUUAAAAAAAAUUAUGAUUAAUAGGAUUGUUUCACCAUUUCAGAAAUCAGAGUAGAAAACAAAAUAGCUGCCAGGUGCAGUGGCUCACACCUGUAAUCCCAGCACUUUGGGAGGCCGAGGUGGGCAGAUCAUGAGGUCAGGAGUUUGAGACCAGCCUGACCAACAUGGUGAAACCCUGUCUCUGCUAAAAAUACAAAAAGGAGCCGGGCAUGGUGGCACAUGCCUGUAGUCCCAGUUUCUCAGGAGGCAGCGGUUGCAGUGAGCCAAGAUCACACCACUGCACUCCAGCCUGGGUGACAGAGCGAGACUCCAUCUCAAAAAAAAAAAGGUAACCAUAGUUCUGAAGUCUUUGGCCAUGAAUGUUCUUUAAUGGUCUAAAAAGCGGUUUUAGUCAUGCUGGUGCCAAGGAGUUCUCCUCACACCUCCAUAGCGUCAAUGUUGACCUAUUUUAUUUAUUUUUAAGUUGCAGAUUAUAGAUGCAGAAAGAGAAAAUUGUCCUUUAUGUGUGCAUGAGUAUACAUGCACUGUGCCUGUGAUACACCAAUGAAAUAUUCCAAAAGACAUUGCUCACUCAUAGUCUGAAGUUGGUAUUUGUUAACUUUUAAAUCUAUAUGUGGUCAGAGUGUAAGUGGCUGGUUUUUACUCUUGUCUAACAAUGAAAUAACUUAAAGCAGCAUGGGCUAAUGGUGGUAUUUUUUUUAACCACAUGUUAAUUUGUUGAAGGAAGAAGUGAACAUAAGAUUUUUGAUAAUCAGCCUAAAGCUUCAGAAACUGGAUCAGUAAGAGCUAAAGAUGAAAUCCUGGGAAACUUUCCCAGGCACUGUGCAGGGGAGGGAGGGGCUGGACCGCCACUGCUGCGAGGGAAGAAUCAGAAGAGCUGCCUGUGGCUGGCUGAGAAGGGCAAGGUGGAUGGCUCUUCAUUCCUGGAAGGCUGAAGCAGCCAGAGGCAGUGAUUCACCUCUUUAAUGUCUAAUCAGGGAGAGAUACAGGAGUGAGGUGGGUUUUAUUUUCAUUUUUGUUUUAACAAGUUCCCACUCUAUCUUAAUUCUCAAAAAUGAUCUGGCCUCAUCUAUAGAACUGGCUGAGUUGGGGAAUCAUUUAAAAUUUGGAAUUUUCUGUACAAGUCAAGAACAUAUGUGAAAGCUAAAAAAGUAAUGGAGGCAGGGGGACUGCUCCCAGCUCCCUUCUGCCAUUUACACAAAAUAUUUGAAAACAUGUCUGUAAAUAACGUUGUAGAACUGAGAUAUUGAGUAUCUAAUCAUGUAAAGGACCCUCAGAUGGGACAGGCUGUUGGACAACUUUCCUGGUUCAUGAAGUGGAAUUUCCUUUUCGAGUAGUUUCUUGCAUGGUGUAUUCCAAUAGGUCAAACCCAGACCUACAGUUUGCAAACAGGCCAUCUGUAGAGAAUACAAUCUCUGGACUGCCCAGGACUUGUUGCUUGUCUUUCAUUUCAUUUUAAAUACAAAGCUCUUCCUUUAGCAUUCACCUUGAAGUCAAGGUGUUGGCUGCCACAUGCCGUGUCCUCUUAACAAGUUAAGAAAACAGUGGCUAUGGAGCCCUCACGGCUGGGAAGCUGACAUUCUAUACUUCCACAUGAGAAAAAGGACAUUGGAAAUUGCUUUAUUUCUGGGCAGCGUAGACUAAAGUUACUUUUCACAAGGCUGAUGCAUCCAGCCACCCCCAGUUGUCCAAGUUGGUGCAGACAUGAAUUGAUGAAUGGAAACACUUUCCUUUGGCCUAGGGCCACCUAGAAUUGGUCUCUGGUUAUUUGUAAAACAAAAAGUAGAACUUGCUUCCAUUUUCAGAUGGACUAGGGAAUACUAUAAUUAGACAGCUUUGCAAUGAAUUAACAAAUACUGAAAAGUUGGAAAUGUGUAUAUACUGAAAUCUCACCAACUUUUACCUGGGGUGGGGUACCAGGAGAAAGGGAACCCCCUUUCUCCUGGUAAAGGGUAAGGGGGGGGAUAAUGUUUACCACAGGUACGAAAUAGUCACUUUAACAUUGAGACCUCUGCCUCAUUGAAUUCAGGUUUUUUAAGUACUUGAAACUCUUCAGAUUCUCCUUAUUUUAGUUUCUUUUUACAUUUAUGAAGUAGAAAGCAUUGUUUUGUAAACUGUUUUGAAAAUAAAUAGCCUAGUCUCUUAUCCUCUUUAGCGUGGAUUAAAGGUGAAGUUCUGCAAAUGGGAGAGUGUUCACAGUAGAUAGCUCAGAUUGAUUGAACACAUUUGAGGAAGAGACUCCUGCAUGAGAUACCAGCAUUUUUACAAAUACUUUUUAUGUACGUUCUUUAUUUUGUCAUUUUGUCAACCCUCUCCCCAAGCACAUCUUCUUUCCUUUUACUAUGUCUAUGUAGGGAAAAAACAAAACAAAAAAUUGCACUUACGUUACACUCCCAAAAUGUGGGUAAUCCGUGUCUUUCAAAAAACAUUUCUGUUUUUUGUUUUGGUCAGUCCAUUGCAUAAGUGACAAGUUUGGGUGCUUGUGGCACGUAUGUAUGAAGCGGGAGGGGGAUGAGAAUUGCCUGUCCUUCAGUAGGCUGUAAAAGUAAUUUACAUGUAAGUAAAAAGGGAAAAUAGAAUAGAUGCCAAAGUCAUUUAUUCAGUCCUUAGUUUUCUUAUGUGGCAUUACUGCAUCUGCUAGUUAGUGAGAAAGCACCCUCAGCUUUUACUGCUCCCCUCCCUGCCUGCCAACACACUUGAUGUGUGCAAACAGCCCUCAAGUAUCUGUCAGAUGACCUAUAUAAGGUAUUGAAUAAGGUAUUCUUGUCAGUUUAGAAAUGGACUGGAUAAAACUUACUUGGUUGUCAUUAUUUUAUCUCAUUUGUCCUGUUACAUGCCCUAUGUUAAGAAAAUUAUAUUGCCACUAAUAACCAAGAUGCUAAAUGAGUAUUACAACUGGCUAAUAUCAUUUUUUAUAUACAAGGGUAUGUGUAUAUUUGGAAUUGAUAUGAGAAACUCAUUUGUACCCAUUUGAGUGAUAUUGCACAACAAACACAGAUACCUACAGACUCCGUUUUCAUUUUCUCGUGUUCUUUAUGAUAAUGAUCUUUGUAGAUUGGUUAUUUCUGUACUUUAUCUGUAAUAAACUUUGUAGAUCCUGUGAACCGUUACUUUGCCUAAAUCACUUGAGACUUGAGUCUUUAAUAACAAAGCAUCAAUAUUCACUAAAGUCAAUCUCUUUUGAGUUUCUGUGACUUGGCUAGAAGCUCUUGACACUAAGGGAUUAGUGUUAAUUUUCCCUGGGGGUGUUCCACUAGGGCAUUACUGUAUAAUGACUUGAUGUUGCCACAUAGACUUCAAGAUAUAUAAUAUUUUGAGGAUUUUGUUGAUUGGCCUAUGUUUUAUUGCAUAGUGUGAAACGUGUAAAGCUUGGUUAACCUGUAUAUAGAUAGCUUAUUGUUGACUAGUUAUAGUGUAUUUAGGGUUGCCUGUAAUAUUUAAGCUUCUUUACUGAUGUGUGUGCUGGUAGGAACAUAUAAUUUUUGUACAUUAUAUUUACUGAGAUGUUGCCUUUUUUAUUUUACAAAUACUUUGGAAUUCCAAUGUGUUUUUUGCUUCCGUGAGGAUUAAUUUGGAAAGGUUUUUAAUGACAUUCCACUGAUUUCAGAUUUUGCUUGAGAUUGACUUCAAUAAAUUGUCCUGUAUGUUCCAAAUUAAA